UUACUUCAUCAACUGUGUCUUCCCAGUGGAGCACUAUGAGACUUUCACGGACGAGACCCUUUCCGUAGAUAUGGGCUUCAACGUAUUCUUCCUCUUCUAUUUCGGAUUACGGUUUGUGGCAGCGGGCAAUAAGCUGAGAUUCUGGUUUGAGCUCAACUCCAUUGUGGAUUUCUUCACCAUCCCUCCAGUCUGUGUUUCCUUCUAUUUAAAGAAGUACUGGCUUGGUUUGCGGUUUUUGCGAGCACUGAGAUUGUUAGAACUUCCCAAAAUAUUUCAGUUUCUGAAGAUUACCAGGACAAGUAACUCCAUCAAGCUGACCAGAUUGUUAGCUGUAGUCCUCACCACCUGGCUGACAGCUGCAGGAUUUAUACACUUGGUGGAGAAUACAGGAGAUCCUUGGCUUGACCAUCAAAAUACCCAGUCCCUGAGCUACUUUGACUGUUUAUACUUGAUCAUGGUGACCAUGUCAACAGUUGGCUUUGGAGAUGUGGUGACUAAAACGUGCUUGGGUCGUAUUUUCAUGAUUUUCUUCAUCAUCUUUGGUUUGGUUCUGUUUGCAAAUUUUAUCCCUGAAAUUGUGGAUAUCGUUGGGGGCAAUCAACAAUACAAAGACUCCUAUGAGGUGGUGAGAGGGAGGAAGUUCAUUGUUGUCUGUGGCGAUAUCACUCUGGACAGCGUGACGGCUUUCUUAACAAACUUCCUGGCCCAGGACACAGGAGAUAUUUGCACUGAGAUUGUCUUUUUGGGAGAAACUCUUCCCAGUCUGGAGCUAGAAACUGUAUUCAAAUGCUAUUCUGCCUACACCACUUUCCUCCACGGCUCUGUACUGAAUGAUGAAGAUCUGAAGAGAGUGAAGAUGGGCUCUGCAGAUGCUUGUCUGAUCCUAGCCGAUACUUGCUCCUCAGACGCUUAUAUUGAAGACACUUCUAAUAUCAUGAGGGUGCUGUCUGUCAAGAACCACUAUCCAAAGACAAGAGUCAUCAUACAGAUAAUCCAGUCUCAUAACAAGGCCUACCUGUCCAAAAUCCCCCACUGGGACUGGAGGAGAGGAGACAGCAUCAUCUGUUUUGCGGAACUAAAACUCGGCUUCAUAGCACAGAGUUGCUUGGUCCCAGGCCUGUCCACGCUCCUCAGGAGCCUGUUCAUUAGGAAAAAGAGCUCCAAGGAGAAGAGAAAAGGCGUACGGCGCCGGAACGCUUUUGAAGGCAAAGAUUAUAAACUGCUGACGCAUUGGCUCUCCAAUGAUUUUGUGGACAUGACUUUUCCAGAGGUUUGCCGGUUGUGCUUUGUGAAGCUGGACCUUGUACUGCUGGCUGUUGAAUUCAGAUCAGGCAUCCAUGGAAACAGCAUCCUGGUCAACCCAUCUGCUGAGAUCAAGCUCCACCAAAACACAAUGGGCUUUUUUAUUGCCAGAUCCAAGGCAGAAAUCAGAAGGGCUCAUUUUUACUGUAAAGUCUGCCACAGCGAUAUUGAUAAUCCGGAGCUAAUUAAAAAAUGUCACUGUAAAAACAAAUCUCGGAGACAAUCCCUACCAGACAAGCUGAGGAUUCCCCAUAGUUCUCUGCAUGUUUCAGACCGAGUGCUGGUGAAGUCAAGGUCUCUUGGGAUCCUUCCUGCUUCAGGUAUCGCAGCCAGGAGUGCGGCAACCAUGAGAAAACAUAGCAGUAGCUUGCUGGAUGCCACGGGAAUGUUUCACUGGUGUGAGGCGGUGGCGCUGGAACAGGCUGUCCUGACGUGCCAGGGGCAAACUAUUUCACCUUUGCGGGAUCAUAUCGUGGUCUGUGUCUUUGGAAACGCUAACUCAACCCUGAUUGGGCUCCGGAACUUUGUCAUGCCUUUACGAGCCAGUAACUUCACUUAUCAGGAGCUGAAAGACAUCGUCUUUGUCGGGUCUCUGAAAUAUUUGAAAAGAGAGUGGAAAUUUAUCCAGAAUUUCCCAAAACUGCUGUUGUUCCCGGGCAGCGCACUCUCUAGUGCAGACCUGACCGCGGUGAAUAUAAGGGAUUGCACCAUGUGUACCAUCCUGUCUUCUGACCUAAGGACUUCCACUAAUCCAACUCUGAUGGACACCGAAAGCAUUUUAGCGACUCUUAACAUCCAGUCCAUGCAGUUUACUAGCGGUUCGGCUUCUGGAGAGGCAGCUGUCCGAGGGAGAACGCCGGAGAAUGAAUCAGUGCCGAGUUAUAAAAGGAUCCCCGUCAUCACGGAGCUGAAGGCUACAUCAAAUGUGCAGUUCAUUGAUCAACACACGAGCAGACACUCUCAAACCCCAGGACAGGAGCUGGAUCUUACCACCACCUUUCCUAGUGAAACUAUAUUCUCCGAUAGCUUUUUGGAUUCUCUCUUGUCCACUACCUACCGUAACCAUCACAUCUUGGCUCUGCUCCAGACUCUGGUGACGGGUGGGACAAGCCCGGAAUUGGAGGAACAGCUGGCAGAGAAGAAUAUGCUGAGUGGCAAUUUCAACAACAUAGGCUUCGUGGCACCCAGAGGAAGGUGCAAACUCGGCCUUCUGCCCCUGUCCAACAGACUGUUAAUGGACUCCCAGGAUACCUUUGGAGCCAUUUACUGCAAAGCACUAGAUUGGUUUGGAAUCCUUUGCUUUGGUCUUCACCGUCUGGAAGAAGAGCCCAAUCCAUACAAGAAUAGGUGUGUGAUUGCUCGGCCCCCCAGUGACUUCAAGAUGCUACCUACGGAUCUGCUGUUUUGUGUUGUCCCGUUCAGCACCACAGCAACGAUGGAUCUGUCCAUUUGUGAGGAGGAACUUGCACACCACGGUGGCAGGAGAGCCACACCAACAGCUCCAGAGAGCAGCAAGAACCUAGCCUGUGAUGUAUUCCCUGGAAAUAAAAUAUAAUGUAGUGAUUGAUUAUUAAGACCGCA
This is a messenger RNA of Pelodiscus sinensis (Chinese soft-shelled turtle), 2883 nucleotides long. The record is from RefSeq and is a predicted model, not a curated record. Lineage: Eukaryota; Metazoa; Chordata; Testudines; Trionychidae.